Aspergillus welwitschiae is the source of this 799-nucleotide messenger RNA. Its product is annotated as RidA family protein. Lineage: Eukaryota; Fungi; Ascomycota; Eurotiomycetes; Eurotiales; Aspergillaceae. The record is from RefSeq and is a predicted model, not a curated record. The transcript has 2 exons. Bases 28 to 474 code for a protein of 148 amino acids.
UAUCUACGCACCAGCCUCACUACCAUUAUGUCCCCAAUCCCCAGCUACUCCCGCCCCGGCCGCGGCCAACACUUCCAAGACGCCUACGGCUUCGCCGAAGCCUGCAUAGCCGGAGACCGAAUGGAAAUAGCCGGCCAGACCGGCAUGUCCCCCACAUCAACCGAAGUCCCACCCACCCUCGAAGAAGAAGUCGCGCAAGCAUUCAACAACAUCAACGAAGUCAUCCUCUACACAUUAGAAAAAGCCAAGCCCGAUCUGCGCGCUAGCGUCAAGAGCGGCUGGGACCGCGUCGUGAAGAUCCGCACGUACCAUGUCCAGUUGCCCCAGACCCGAGAGAAGAUUAUCGGCCUGAUGGUGGAGAAUGUUAAAAAGUGGUGUCCCGAUCAUCAGCCUACUUGGACUAUGUUGGGGAUUGAGGCCUUGCCGUUUGAAGGGCAGAAUUUGGAGAUUGAGGUGGAUGUUUUCUUGGGGUGAAAUGCUUACUAUUGAAGUAUACGGCUUAUGUGGGAGAUAUAUGAAAAUGUAUAGCUUGUAAGAGAAGAUUAGUUUCCUACCCAUCUUCCCGUACGUCUGGUCAAUCACCACAUAGAAUCACUCCCUCACGUUAUUCAUUAUCCAUCACCCGAAGUUCUCGCAAACAUCCUAAAGCUAGUAUUGGAGGGGAUGUUUAAGCUGUUGUUGUUGUUGGUGCAGUGCUUGUGAGAGAAUAGUAGAGGCAUCUAUACCCACAUAGCUAACCGAGUUAGUCUGCCAUAAAUUAGCAUUAGUAGCUCCUAGGCUUAUCAGCUCCUACGCCCAU